Molecule: messenger RNA, 2016 nt
Organism: Passer montanus (Eurasian tree sparrow)
Lineage: Eukaryota; Metazoa; Chordata; Aves; Passeriformes; Passeridae
Gene: LAMTOR1
Product: late endosomal/lysosomal adaptor, MAPK and MTOR activator 1
Exons: 3
Coding region: 1-531 (176 amino acids)
Biological process (GO): lysosome organization; positive regulation of MAPK cascade; endosomal transport
Cellular component (GO): Ragulator complex; membrane raft; lysosome
Molecular function (GO): guanyl-nucleotide exchange factor activity; molecular adaptor activity
Source: RefSeq, a predicted model, not a curated record
AUGGAGUACCGCAGCAGCAUUUCCCCCAGCACCAACGGGAGGGGAAGCUUCGGCCGGGAAGGGCUGGAGAUGCCGCUGACAGCGUACGUGCCUCAUCCCCUGGGGUUAGUGCUGCUGGUGUGGGGGAAGCCAGGGCUGAUUUUCCUCUUGCCUUUCCCUCAGGAGGAGGAGACAAAGCGGCUGCUGGAGCCGGCAGCCAGCCCGCCCAGCAAGGUGCUGAACGGCGCGGAGCAGAGCUACCACAGCCUGCCGUCGGCACGCACCGAUGAGCAGGCCAUGCUGUCCUCCAUCCUCGCCAAAACAGCCAUAGGUGAGAGCAAAGCCCUGGAUGGGCUUUGGGACUCCUUAGGGCUGGAGGCUAACCUCCUGCAACAGUUUCUUUGGGAUAAUGGGGUUUCAGUAGCCACCAGUGACACAGCCAUGUCUUCCUGCCUGCAGGUGUCCCGGAUAGCUGCCUAUGCCUUCAGUGCGCUCUCACAGAUCCGUGUCGACGCCAAAGAAGAACUGGUUGUACAGUUUGGCAUCCCCUGAACCUGCCCCCACCACUGCUGCUUCAGUGCUUUGGGUUGUUUUUGGUUUUUUCCCCAAUUUUUCUCUUUAUAUCCCUUCCCUCCCCAUGCUGCUGCCACAGAACUUGGACAGAUACCCUGUUUCCUACUAAAUGCCAAGGCGCCCAUCAUUGGCACGUCGAGCCCACCUGCACUGCUCGAGGCUUUCUCCUCCUCGUGGGUGGGUGGGUGUUUGUGGGGAGGAGGCUGUGUCAGCUGGACACUGCCUUGCACAGGGACAAGCACAAAGGGAACAGCCGGUGCGAGGAGGCCCUGGUGUGGGUCAGCACCAUGUGCCAGGUCACCAGGACGGGUGGGCUGGAGCCAGCCACUUGUGAUGCUCUGCGUGGGGCCUGGUGGCUCCAACACCAUCCCUUCUCCUUUUUACAUGUUUAGACCUCUAUUUUGGUUGUUUGUUUGGUUUUUUUGUUUGUUUUUGUUCUUUUUUUUUUUUUAAUUAUUAUUUUUUGCCACAGUAGAUAAAGCCACGUUCAUCCGGUGCCUGUCUCCACUGUUCUCUGUCGGACACAGCAUGGACGUGAUGGGAGAGCCAUGCUCUUGGGGUGGAAAACACAUCUGUCUGACCCCUGUCACUUCUUCGAUCAUGUCCUGCAGGGCCAAGAGGACAAGGGGACAGGGAAUGUAUGAUGACCCACCUUUAAGGGGAAGGAGGCACCUGAGGCUCAAGGUCGAAAGGAAUGUCAAAAGUCAGGAUUUGCAAGUAAUCAGAAAGUUUUAUUAGUAAAUUACACGCUUGGCAUGGAAAUUGCAGGGUACCUUUUUAGGGAUUGGUUUCUCCAGCCUGAAGAUGGAUUUCUCAUUUUCUAUGCAAAUUAGUUAUCAUGCGCAAUUUGCUCUUUCAGGUCUUCCUGGAAAUGGGUCAGAGGGGUUUAGGGGUCUUUGGUCAUCUUAAUCCUACCCUGUAGCCCAUGCCCACUUCCUGGCACUCAUCCCUGUGCUUAUGCUGUGCUGUCUUGUGCUUAUCAGCAGGAACUACAACAAGGAUGUGUCUCCAGUGCUGCCCUAUCUCACCUUUUCUCCCUUCUUCAGCCACAUCUUUUCCUUUGUCAUGGUGUGUUAAUAUCAACAGUCCUUGGUUACUACCAAGAGUCCUUGCUUGACUCCACAGCCAUCCAAUUUUCUGUGUUUGAGACACAGUCAUUAGCUCUCCUAUGUUCUGGGAAUAGAAUGCUCAGUGAGACUCACUUUGGACUGUGGUUUAUAGGGUCAUUAGAGAGUGGACUUCAGUAUGCAUUAGCCCUUUAUAAUUGAGAGCUCAAAAGGUCUCACUCUGGAUUGCUGUCUAGAGGGACUCAAGAGAGUGGGCUUUAGUCAUAGUAAUUUUCCAUCCUGGCCACAAUUUGAGUUGGUUGAAGGUUCAGCAAAAAUACUGUUCCGCUUGGGUUGUUACUCAGGCAAGAAAAAUAAGUUUCCAAGUCUGUUCAUUAAAAAACAGAUGCUCGAUAAA